Molecule: messenger RNA, 1116 nt
Organism: Paraphaeosphaeria sporulosa
Lineage: Eukaryota; Fungi; Ascomycota; Dothideomycetes; Pleosporales; Didymosphaeriaceae
Product: HET-domain-containing protein
Exons: 3
Coding region: 1-1116 (371 amino acids)
Source: RefSeq, a predicted model, not a curated record
AUGAGGCUUAUUAACUGCGCAACCCUGGGCUUCGAGGAGUUCAUCGGGAAGCAGGUACCUCCCUAUCUGAUCCUGAGCCAUACGUGGGAGACGUAUGAGAUAUCCUACAAAGACUACUGCAAUAUCGAUGAUCUGAGGCAGGAAUCCGGGCUACAUGUGGAGAAAAUCCUCAAGACUUGUGAUAUUGCGAAGGAGAAGGGAUACGAAUAUUUUUGGAUCGACACUUGCUGCAUCGACAAAAGCAGCAGUGCGGAGCUCACAGAAGCUAUCAAUUCUAUGUUCAAAUGGUACAGCCGGGCGGCGGAUUGUAUUGUAUAUCUGAGCGAUUUUGAUGUACGCGACCCGUCUGCUGACUUUGCUCGUUGUCGAUGGUUCACACGAGGAUGGACACUACAAGAACUGAUCGCACCCCGCCAAGUCCGGUUCUAUGACUCAAGGUGGCGCUACUACGGACGACGGCUCAACCUUGCCCCGGAAAUAUCACGCAUCACAGGUAUCGCACUCAGCGUGAUAAGCGGGCAUUUCAUAUCGCGCAGCCAUUCCAUCGCUGAACGUAUGUCUUGGGCCGCACAUCGCGAGACCACACGCGAAGAAGAUCUUGCUUACUGCCUUUUCGGCAUCUUCGGUGUCAACCUACCACUCCUCUAUGGCGAGGGUCCACGAGCGUUCAUGCGACUCCAAGAAGAGAUUUUAAAAGCUAGCGCAGACCUAUCCAUCUUUGCGUGGCGGGCAGAGGCCCCGGGGACCGCCUUUCGCGGCAUCUUUGCUCACUCUGUGCGAGAAUUCGCACACGCGAAGUCGAUCUUGUCGAACCCGCCUUCUGCGCAGUUUGCGGUCACCAACCGUGGCCUCCGCAUUGAAAGGCCGCUCCUCAGUUCCACAGGUCACAAUCUGCCGGGGAAUGACGCCGGGUUUUUAAUGUCCCUCGGUUGUCGCUAUAGUCACAUGGCACCGACUAAGCAUCUGGCUAUCUGGCUAAAGAAGUUAGGACCAGAAGGCACCCUUGUCCGCUUUUCAGUGGAUCAGCUUUCCAUUAUGGAUAGAAAGUGGCCAUCAAGUAAAGAGAUAGAUCAGCUGCAGUACAUUAUGAGAGACACGCUUGCACACGAAGACUGA